AUGGUAUUGGGUAUAUCAACUGUUGUGAUUACAAUUCAUCAGCAAAAUAUUACUUUACAACAACGAGCAGAAGAUCGACAAUUAGCACGAGAACGACGUGAACUUGAGAAAACUAUAGCUGAUGAAAAACGUGAACAAGAAUAUAAUAUCAGUGCAGAACAGCGAGAUAUAUCAGAGAAACAACGAAAGCAUGGAUUAGAUAUUCAAAUACAACAAUAUCGAAAUACAUUGCUUGUUGAAUAUAUCAGAGAAAUUGGUCAGAUGCUCGAACGUAACCAAGGCUCAUUGACAAACAAUACUAUAAUAGCUACAUUAGCACGUGUGCAAACAUUAUCUAUUGUUCGACAAUUUGAUUCGCAUGGCAAAGCUCAAAUAAUACAAUUCUUAUACGAAGCUGGUUAA
Molecule: messenger RNA, 402 nt
Organism: Rotaria socialis
Lineage: Eukaryota; Metazoa; Rotifera; Eurotatoria; Philodinida; Philodinidae
Source: the annotation of a GenBank genome assembly